GGUGUCCGAAGCACGGUCGAGAGUGCUGUCAGGGUUUUUCGGCUGUUUGUAGGCUGAGGAGCUGCUGCUGAAUGUGCUGCUUCGUUUUCAGCCCCGUGGAUUUCGUGGUCUGCUUUAGAUCCUCCCGCGGCCGCGCUGGGCACGGCUCUGCUUCGGCAGAGAAGACGGGGAAGGUGCUGGGGGAGUUCUGCCAGUGCUACAAGGAGCAGUAUGGCGUAGCGCUCUUCAACAGCGUCCGCUAUGAGAUUGAAGGCAAUGGAGGGCCGCAGGCCCAGCUGCUCCACCGCAAGGUCCCGCUGGAGGACCAUGUCAUCUACUCAGGCAACCUCUUCCAGUACAUCGAGGAGAACAAGAAGUGGAGGAACCGCUUCUGCGUGGUCCCGCACAACUAUGGCUUGGUCCUCUAUGAGAACAAACUGGCCUAUGAGCGGGACCUGCCACCCCGCCUGCAGGUCAACAGCGCUGGCUACAAGAUCCUCACCUCCGUGGACCAGUACCUGGAGCUGGUGAACAGCAGCCUGCCUGGUGUGACACCGAAAUCGGGUCACUCCCCCAUCCUGAAGUGCCCCACGGAUUUCCCCCUCAUCCUCUGGCACCCCUACUCCCGGCACUAUUACUUCUGCGUGAUGACAGGCAAGGAGCAGGAGAAGUGGCGGGCGGUUUUCCAGGACUGCGUUCGGCACUGCAACAAUGGGAUCUCGGAGGACUCCAAAGUGGAGGCUCCAGCCUUCACGGACGCUGUCCGCAUGUACCGCCAGGCGAAGGAGCAGUACGGCACCUGGGACAUGCUGUGUGGCAACGAGACCCAGGUCCUGAGCAACCUGGUGAUGGAGGAGCUGCUCCCCGAGCUGAGGACCACCAUCGGCCCCCGGCUGAAGGGCAAGGCUCAGGAGCGCCAGCGGACCUGGAUCCAGAUCUCAGAUGCCGUCUAUAGGAUGGUCUAUGAGCAGACCAAGGCCCAGUACGAUGCAGUGAUGGCCAAGUGCGAACAGGAGCGGCCCCAGAUGGAGAGCACCAUCCGCACGGACAUGGACCAGAUCAUUACCUCCAAGGAGCACUUGGCCAGCAAGAUCCGAGCGUUCGUCCUCCCCAAAGCGGAGAUCUGCGUCCGUAACCACGUCCAGCCCUACAUCUCCUCCAUCCUGGAGGCCCUGAUGACCCCCACGAGCCAGGGCUUUGCUGAGGUGCGAGAGGUGUUCUUCAAGGAGGUGACAGACAUGAACAUGAACAUUGUCAACGAAGGUGGCCUGGAGAAGCUGGUGGAGUACAUGGAGAAGCUUUCCCACCUGGCCUUCCACCCCGUCAAGAUGCAGUCAUGCUAUGAGAAGAUGGACCAGCUGAAAUUGGAGGGGCUUCAGCAGCGAUUCGAUGUCUCCAGCACAUCUGUCUUCAAACAGAGGGCCCAGAUCCACAUGAGACAGCAAAUGGAUGAUGCCGUGUACACGUUUGAGACGCUUCUCCAUCAGGAGCUGGGGAAGCUGCAGGGCAAAGACGACUUGUGCAAGUCCAUCCAGCGCAUCCUCGAGAGGGUGCUCAAGAAAUAUGACUAUGACAGCAGCACCGUGCGGAAGAAGUUCUUCAGGGAGGCCCUGCUGCAGAUCACCAUCCCCUUCCUGCUGAAAAAGCUGGCACCGACCUGCAAGGGGGAAUUAGCCAAAUUUCAGGAGCUGAUCUUCGAGGAUUUUGCCAGCUUCAUCCUGGUGGAGAACACUUACGAGGAGGUCGUGCUACAGUCGGUGAUGAAAGACAUCAUGCAAGCUGUGAAGGAGGCAGCCGUGCAGCGGAAGCACAACCUGUACCGUGACAGCAUGGUCAUGCACAACAGUGAUCCCAACCUGCACCUCCUGGGCGAGGGCAUCCCCAUCGACUGGGGCGAGGAGUACAGUGGGCAGCCCGAGGCUGAGCCAGAGGCUGACAAGCGCCGCAGGGCCAAGCAAGUGGUGUCAGUGAUCCAAGACGAUGAGGGGGUCCUGCCCUACGAGGUGGGUGCUGAGUCGUUGCUGCAGCCUGGCUCCCCGGAGCCGCGGGAGCCAGAGGAGCCGGACCCUGGGGUGCUGCCGAGCUCCUCGGAUGGGGUGGAGGAGAUCCGGAGGAUGCUGGUGAAGGAGAGCCUCGGGGAUGGCGUCAAGGCAGAGGAGCGGCUGACGAACGGUACCAAUGCCACACGAGAGCGCGGUGCCACUGAGGAGGUGGUGGCAGUGUCUGUCCCGGGUGAUGGGCCCCGCCAAGGUCCAGCCAGUGAGGGGAACGGGGUGCACGGCACCACUGCAGCAUCACCUGUGCCUGCAGCAGAGGUCCCCUCAGGGCCUGGUGUGACAUGUGCUGCACCAGCAUCCCCCAUGCUAGCAUCACCUGUGCCUGGAGGCGACGUCCCAUCAGGGGCCAGCAUGCACCAAGCCACACCAGCGUCCCCCAAACCAAGAGCUGAUGUUCCAUCAGAGGCCAAGGUGCCCUGUGCCACCCCAGCAUCACCUGCACCCAGAGCCGAGACCCUGUCACCAUCCGCCGGGACACCUUGCCAUCAGCCCAGUGACAAGGAGACAGGCGAGGAGGUGGCCCCCGCGUGCAGUGAGUGUAGCCCCCCACAGCCCAUGGGCACGACAGAGAGCGGUGAGGGGGUGCAGACUGAGUUCUAGCCCCGGGCCCCCCCCCACCAUGGACUGGCCCUGGUGACACCGGGGGUUGGGGUAGGGGGAAUAGGACCCGCUGUGCUGCCAGGGAUGGAGAGCAGCGCUGCGGGAGAGGGAGGGGAUGGGAAACACCGAGACCUUAUUGCCUAGCCGGGGGGGUCCCCAUUGCUGCACGGGGCUGGCCACAGCCAAGUGGUCCUACUGGGUCGGACUGGGGGAGGCCCCUGGUCCGGCAUGGGGCACCCCCUGGGCUCUGCUCUGUCCUUCUUCUGCCUUACUUUCUUCUUUUUUACUGAAGAGAUGCUUUAUCUGCCCCCCAGCACAAGUGCCUGGGGCUGCCGGGGGGAGCCGGCACUAGCCCCGCUGUGGCUGGGUGUGCGGGAUGCUCCCUGCUGCUCUGGGGGCCGUUACCUGCCCCAGCCCGGGGAGUUUCCUGGGAGCCUGCCCACCACCAUCCCACCCAGCUGGCUCUGGGAGUGCCAGUGGGAGCGGGGCCACGGGGGAUGAUGGAAAACAUGAGAGUGGCUGGGGGGCAUGGCAGGGGUACAGCAAUGCUGGGUGGCUUGAACCACUGCCGAUGGGGCGAGAGCUGGGGCAGGCAUGGGCUCAUGGGUCCCGGGCCGGGCUCACAGCACCCGCCUCUGGUCACCCUCACCUGGGGUGUUCUAGCAGCUAUUUAAGGUCAGAGUAAAAACUUAGCAGGGAGAAUGGCACUCACACAAUGUCUCCAGCAUUGCCUGGCAGGACUGGGCUGCCUCUGGGCUCAGGCUCACCGUGCAGCGGGGUGACCCCAGCUCCUGCCCCCCCCGGAGCUCCCCAGCACCAUGCACAGAUGAUUUCUCCAGCUCUUCGGGCUUUGCGCCCGCUGUGAUGGUCAAGCAAAGAACUAGUGCUUUAGCAGCAGUUUGCUGGCACCCCAGCAGCCCUGCCUGCCAUGGGGAGGGGGACGGGACUGGUGCAGCCCUGACACAGAGAUGCUAAAAGCCCCCGAGCUAGUGGGGGGUUGGCAGGACUUCUGAGCAUGAGACGUGUGUGUGUGCAGAGCAGGGACCAGCACCCCGACACUUGCCUGUAUUUUAGGUGCCGCUGUUUCUGCCUCUUAAGGGGGGUGCCCAGCCUAACCCACUUGGGAGGCCCCCCAAAGUGCCUUGCUUUGGGAACUUAAAACCUGUCUCUUCCAGGAUAUUUUAUUAAGAAAGUUAUACAAAU
Athene cunicularia (burrowing owl) is the source of this 3839-nucleotide messenger RNA. RefSeq names its product family with sequence similarity 129 member B (gene NIBAN2). NCBI's taxonomy places the organism in Eukaryota, Metazoa, Chordata, Aves, Strigiformes, Strigidae. The transcript has 14 exons. The record is from RefSeq and is a predicted model, not a curated record. Bases 72 to 2636 code for a protein of 854 amino acids.